GAAGAACACGAAAAAUUUUAUAAAGAUGAUAAUCAUCCAUUAUUCUAUGUGAUGGCUGAUACUGUUUUUGUUGCUGCAGGCACUCUUGGGACAAAUGAAAUUUUACUCAGAUCAAGAAUAUUUGGUCUUGAAAUUAGUCCAAAAUUGGGCAUGGGCUUCAGUGGAAACGGUGAUAUUUUGGGAUUUGGCUAUAAUACAGAUUUGUUUUGUAAUGGAAUUAGUAUGGGCAUAAAAAAUCCGUUAGAAUUUAGAAAUGGUCCCGUUGGUCCUUGCAUCACAGGAAUUAUUGAUAUGCGUAGGUCAGCUGAAAACGUUUUGGAAGGUUUCGUUAUUGAAGAAGGUGUAUGUCCGGUAGCUACCGUUCACUUUCUAAGUGCUGUCUGUCAAGCUUCAGAAAUUCUUUCAGCAGAUGUGUCAACUAGCCUUACGAUUGCUCAAAGAAUUUUAAAAAAUGUAAAAGUUCUCAUGUCAAAGUUUUCUAAAUAUAGUGGUGCAUUGGCGAAUACUCAGACAUAUUUAAUCAUGUCGCACGAUGAUAAUUCGGGAAGGAUACAGUUGGAAAAUGAUCAAGUUAAAAUUGAAUACAAAGGUGCUGGCAAGUCAAAUACGGUUGAAAAGUUGAAUAAAACCUUGGAGCUUGCAACUGCAAAGGUAAAUGGUGCUUAUGUACCUUCACCUUUGUGGGCGAAAGUUUUUGGAAAAGGAUUAAUUACUGUUCAUCCAAUUGGUGGAUGUAAUAUGGGCAAAGAUGGUAGUUCUGGAGUUGUUAAUCAUAAAGGCCAGGCACGUGAAGGUACAGAAGUAUAUGAAAAUCUUUAUAUUUGUGAUGGGGCCAUAGUACCAACGGCACUUGGUGUCAAUCCAUUCUUUACAAUUAGUUGUUUGGCUGAGAGAAUUGUAAAUCUGGCUGCUAAAGAUCGAGGCCUGGAAAUCGAUUAUGGGCUUGUUAAGCAACAAAUCGAUUGGACUAAACCAAUCAGAAGAUGGUCUUCUGAUACAGUAACACGUAAUAAUUUAGAGAAUAGAAUCCAUUUUAAUGAAUUUAUGAAAGGAUAUUUUUCGACCGAAGCCAAAGCAUCUGCUUCUACAAUGCAAUUCACGGUAUCUGUGAUUGCAAAUAAUGAACAAUCAUUAUUUGAUUUGGAGGAAUUUUCGGCGGGAAUUGCUGGCACAGUUUCUUGUCGCGCACUCUCACCUGAUCCUCUUAUUAUAGAAAAAGGAAAAUUUCGACUUUUUGUUAAAAAUGACGAACAAGUUGAUUCACAUGCGAUGAUGUAUAACUUCAACUUGUUAGCUACUGAUGGGAAAAAAUAUCGAUUUAAAGGAUUCAAGAAAUUACAGAAUACAAAUGUAUUUACAGCAUGGGAGCAGGUGACAACUCUGUAUGUUACUGUAUUUGAGUGCCCAGAAGAGAAUGAAUAUGUAUUCAGUAAUAAUAUGGAUCAAAAUAAAGAUGAUGAUAUUGAUGUGAAUCAUGAGAAUCGAAAAGUUAUCGGAAGAGGAAUUUUACAUUUAGAGGUAUCCAAUUUUAUUAAACAGCUCUCUACUUUGAAGGCAACUGGAAAUAGCAUGAAGAAUCAAGGGAAUGCGCUGUUCCGCUUUAUAAAAUCCUUUACAAAUAUGAUGUUAAUGCAUAGCUUUUCAAGAUUUAGACCAUUAUCAUAUCCGGGUCAUUUUCCAAUCGCUCGACCAUUUUAUCAUAAACAUAGACCUCAAAAAGAAACAUUUACUAUAGAAUCCGAUGAUAAGGUUGUAACUUUGAUUCAUAGAUUCAAAGGAUCCAAAGGACCUGUACUUUUGGUUCAUGGCGCCGCCAUGUCGCAUGAAAUGUGGACAACAAAUUUGGUCAAAGAUGGUCUCGUGGAUUAUCUAUUAGAACAUGAAUAUGACGUAUGGCUAAACGAUUCUAGAAUAUCACCAACAAAUUCUGAAUGCUAUAAACAACAUACGUUGGAUGCGAUAAAAUUAGAUCAGAAAGCUGCUGUUAAUUAUGUGCGUAAAGAAACGGGGUGUGAUAAAAUCGCUGUUAUUGUGCAUUGUCUUGGAAGCAUCACUACUAUAAUGGGAAUCCUGGAUGGAUCUAUUGAAGGGGUCGGGUCUUUGAUUACAAGUCAAGUGGCUUUAAAUCCAAUCAAUGGAGUUGUGGACAUCAUGAAACGAAAGUUUGGGGUCCUUACAUUAUGGCGUUCUGUGUUUAGGCAAGAGAUGUUUGACGUUCGUACGUCUCCAGAUACCAAUUUAUUAAACUAUAUUCUUAACCAAAUUCUACGAUUCUACCCGGUUCCACGUGGUCAAGGAUGUAAUAAUGCAUUAUGUCACCGAGCAUCAUUGUGUUAUGGCACACUAUUCCAGCAUGAGAACAUAAAUCAAGAGAUUCAUGAUCAUGUAGAUGAAUUUUUUGGGGCUGUUAACCUGACGACAAUGGCUCACAUGAUGACUAUUACAAGUGCUAAAAAGCUUGUUGAUUUUAAUGGGAAUGAUGUUUACGUUACUGAGGAAAAUAUAAAGAAAAGAUUAGAUUUCCCGAUCUUUCUAUUGCAUGGAGAUAAGAAUGUUGUAUUUGACAUAGAAUCAACGCGAAAGUCUUAUGACACCCUCAUCAAGAUUAACGCUCAUAAUAUGAACAAUUAUAAACUAUUUGAAGCUCCAGGUUAUGGACAUAUGGAUUGUUUGUGGGGAACUAAAGCUCAUAAAGAGGUGUUUCCGGAACUUUUAAAACACUUGGAAAAUACACAGAGCGUUUAUGGUUACGGCUUGAAUUUAGGAGAAUCCAUUAUGGGAGAACAAAUUGGAGGAAAAUUAGAGAAAGUUUCUCUGUCUGAAAAUGGGUCAAUAAUUUUGGGAGAUUCCAAAUUAGCUUAG
Molecule: messenger RNA, 2862 nt
Organism: Scutellospora calospora
Lineage: Eukaryota; Fungi; Glomeromycota; Glomeromycetes; Diversisporales; Gigasporaceae
Source: the annotation of a GenBank genome assembly